GUGUGUUUUGCGACAGACCGUGUUCCGUGACGCAGCACAUCAUUAUUAUCACAGCAGAUGAAUGCAACAUAAACGCAUAGUUCCAGUGCUAUGGAGAUUCCCACGGGAUGAGAGCAGCGAUGCGCUCGGUCACAGCGACGCCACAUUCACAUCCGUCUGCCUUUUAGCUGGUACCCGUGAUCCUGCAACAUGCAGAGCUCCUGGAAGAGUCCUCUCCGUGGGCCUUCCUGAAUCCACCCAUGCCUGUCAUCCCCAUCCCACGGAGGGUUCGCUCCUUCCACGGCCCUCACACCACCUGCAUGCACUCCGCCUGUGGCCCGGCGCGCACCGCCCAGCUCGUACGCACCAAAUACAACAACUUUGACCUGUACCUGAAGUCUCGAUGGAUGUAUAGCUUCAUCCGGUUCCUUCUGUAUUUCGGCUGCAGCCUCUUUACCUCCCUCCUCUGGGUGGCGCUGUCUGCGCUCUUCUGUCUUCAGUACGUCAGCGUGCGGAUUUUCCUUCGCCUUCAGUACAAGCUGUCCGUCAUCCUCCUCCUGCUGGGUCACCGGCGACUGGACUUCGGGAUCCUCAAUGACCUGUUCAUAUACAGCAUGCAUGUGACCAUGUUUCUGAUCGGAGGCCUGGGAUGGUGUUUCAUGGUCUUUGUUGAUAUGUGACGUUCUGAUCGUGUGAAUAAAAGUGAUACAAGACAUG
Messenger RNA from Pimephales promelas (fathead minnow), 696 nucleotides. RefSeq names its product transmembrane protein 250 (gene tmem250). The record is from RefSeq and is a predicted model, not a curated record. NCBI's taxonomy places the organism in Eukaryota, Metazoa, Chordata, Actinopteri, Cypriniformes, Leuciscidae.